Zingiber officinale is the source of this 1326-nucleotide messenger RNA. RefSeq names its product F-box protein At5g03100-like. Lineage: Eukaryota; Viridiplantae; Streptophyta; Magnoliopsida; Zingiberales; Zingiberaceae. The transcript is spliced from 4 exons. The record is from RefSeq and is a predicted model, not a curated record. The coding region runs from base 1 to 1326 and encodes 441 amino acids. Gene Ontology annotation, molecular function: protein binding.
AUGGAGUUCCAGACAAGAGAUCGACACACCUUUAACGCCCGCCGCCGCCGCCGCCGCCGCCGCCUCCGCCUCUCUCUCUUCAUGGUCAUGGGUGAUUUGUGUAGCAGAAGCCGCCGCCGCUUUCGCCGCCGGCACGUGCAGUCGGAAUUAAAGGAAGAAGACUACCUGAGUACUCUCCCGGACGAGCUUCUCAGCCACAUCCUCUCCUUCCUCCCCACCCUCGACUCCAUCCGCACCUCCGUUCUCUCCCGCAGAUGGCGUCACGUCUGGACUUCCGUCCCCGUCAUCAACUUCUCCUACUUCGAUCUACAACCCAUCAUCAAGAAGCACUUCUUCGUUUCCCGCGGCGGCGACUCUGUUUCUCGUCUUCACCUCACCGGACGCAGCAUUGAUCCCAAAAAUCUCGUCUUCAACACGGACGACAAAUCCUGCGUAGUCUGCGUUUCGUGUGAAAAACUCGUCUAUGACUUAGUCAAAUACGCCAAAUCCCACGGUGCCCGGCAGGUGACUCUCCUCAAUUUCUUCUACACGCAAUGCAGAUCUUCUUUUUUCAAAAUCGUGUUCGAUUGGCCAUCGCUCGUGUCACUGGAUCUACAAGUCGUCGGCUGCGUGGGUUUCAUAUUUAAGUUUUCCGAACGCAUCGCCUUCAGAUUGAGCAAUCUCAAGACCCUUUCCCUCACACUCGGCGAAAAUAUUAUUCCUAACGAGAGCUUGUCGAGGCUACUCUCGGGUUGUCCUGUUCUGGAAGAACUAAGAUUAAAAACAAAAUAUUUCCGGCCCGAACUCGUUCAAAUAGCGGCACCAAAUCUUCUCAGAUUGACUCUUUUCGACGAACUUGCAAAUCGAAGCACACCCUCUUUGACUUGUGUCCGAUUAUUCAGAAUUUGGCGCAUGGGAACAUUUGCCCAGACGUUAUGCGAUGUGACUACGCUGACUAUUACUGUGUCGGAUAAAUGUCUUUCAAGCUUGUCUCCUAGAUUCCUGGGAAAGUAUAGGGCCCUCGUACAAGGGUUUCCUGUCUUUCACAAACUGCACCAGUUGAAGAUCAAAAUGUAUGUGGCAGAGCAAUUCAGCCUGGACAUAGUGUUUGAUCUUCUUCGAUGCGCACCGAAUCUGCAGUCACUCGUUUUAACUGAGUCCAAAAAGCGACCGAGUGAUGAGCAUUCCGAUGAGUGGGAGAGUAGUUCAUCGUCGAGGACUAAUGAACCUUUGGAGCAUCUGGAAAGGGUUUCGAUGAAUAUCAAGAGUAAAAGAAUCCGAUGGAUGUUUCUAAAGAAAUUAUCGGAGACGGUUUCAACGUGGGAUCGAGUAGCAGUCACCUACUAA